GUGUGUUAAUUAACAAAAAGAAUCAAAAUGAAGUUCAUCAUUGCUAGCUUACUGUGUGUGUGCCUGGCCAGCGUUGGCCUGGCUCAGCCCAUGGCUGGCUCGCCUUACGAUGCGGAGCUGUUUUCGCUGGCGCAGGAGAUGGGCCAGCUAGGCGAGAAUACGGGCAAGGCGCUGGUGCAUCAGUAUGAGGAAAUCGUGGUGGAGCCACAGCAGCAACUGGAGCAGGCCAUUGAUGAAGUGGAGCAGCGUCGCGAACAGGAUGCCGAGUGUGUGGCCGCCGAGGAUGAGCAGAUUAACAGCAUUGUGGAUGCCGCUCAUGAGGAGCUGCAUGUUUGCGGUGUGACUGCUGCCCAUGAUUCCGCCGAGAUUGCCAGCGAUGUCAACCAUGCCACACAGCAAUUGGUCUUUGGCGGCUACUCGCUGGGUCGCACCUAUCAGCAUUGCCAGCGCUACAAGAACUCAGUCCUGAAGCAGAGCUGCAUGGCCAAGUUCUAUGUCAAGGGCACAAUUUAUCUGGUGAACGCACGCUCAUCCAUCAAGACCAUCAAGAAGAGCACCAACGAGCGCAUUCCCGCCGUCCUCUCCGAGAGCAACAGCUGCACCCAUGUGGCCGCCGACAAGGCUGUGGUUGCUCUCAACGAAAUCAACGCUGAAAUUGAUUCCUGCAUUGCCAAGCGUCGUUAAGACUUUGCUAACUGUUUAAAAAUAAAGUAUUGAACAUCACAAA
This is a messenger RNA of Drosophila busckii, 727 nucleotides long. RefSeq lists its product as uncharacterized. The coding region runs from base 28 to 684 and encodes 218 amino acids. The transcript has a single exon. Lineage: Eukaryota; Metazoa; Arthropoda; Insecta; Diptera; Drosophilidae. The record is from RefSeq and is a predicted model, not a curated record.